GUCAGGGUACUUAUGGCCACGGUGAGGAAACGUCAGAGAAAUUGGCCGUGAUUUCCACUUUUUUGGUUUUUGAAGUCCAGUUUGCGUUGCUGUAUGCCCAGUCUAGGUUACCCCUGUGAAUAUAUCAGUUUCUUAUAAAGUCAUAAAUACCCUGUUAUGAUUUAUUACUCUGUAUUUUGCCUCUGAAUGAUAAUAAGUGAAGAGUAAAACCUUGUGCGUCGUCUGCAGUUUUGGAUCUUCCAGUGUUGGUGAAUUUUUGUAGUUUAUUAUCAGUUAAACAAAAUCACUGAGAUGGCAGAGAGUGAAGUUAAGAAGGACUGUGAGGUGAUUGACCUGGAAGAUGCUAUGGGGGCUCUCAUAACCUCAGAGAAUUACAUCAUUGUUGAUAUUGGAGCUAACCUGACCAACAAGAAGUUCACAAGGGACCUAGACUCCGUUGUGUCAAGAGCUCGAGAUGCAGGAGUUCGCAAGAUCAUGGUGACGGGCAUCACAGUACAGAGCAGCAAAGAUGCACUUCGCCUAACACGCCUCUUCCCUGAGACACUCUACUCAACAGCAGGUGUCCAUCCUCAUGAAGCCAAGUCAUGGGAUGAUGAAACAGAAGAGGCACUAAGAGAACUAGCAGCUAAUCACGAAGUAGUGGCCAUAGGCGAGUGCGGACUGGACUUCAACCGAAACUUCUCUCCUCAGGAUGUCCAGCUUGAGGUCUUUGAAAAACAGGUCUCUUUGGCAUGUGAACUGAGGAAACCUUUAUUUGUACACGAACGAGAUGCUCACAAGGAGGUACUAGAGGUGUUGGGGAAGUAUAAAGGUCGUCUGCCAGCAGUGGUAAUACACUGCUUCACUGGGGAUGCUACCCAGGCAACUGCCUACCUCAAGGAAGGCUGCUACAUUGGACUAACAGGAUAUGUGUGGAAAGAUAAAUCUGAGGAUGGCGUACGACGAAUUUUGGAGGAUGGAGUUGUUCCUCUUGAUCGUCUCUUAGUGGAAACUGACUCGCCGUUUAUGUAUCCCAACACCCGUGCCUCCAAACUUCCCCCCUAUGUUAAAGAGACACUCACGGAAAGAUCUUUGACGUUUCUUCACCGGUAUUGCACCUUCCAGCGUAACGAACCAUGUUCCCUUCCAGUAACUAUUGAGAUGAUUGCAGCUUACAUGAAGAAGAAGUCGGAACAGGUAGCUCUCCAAACCACUUUCAAUGCUCUUAAGGUAUUUGGUUUAAGCACUUGAGCAAUAGGAAUAUAGGAACUUUUAUACCAGUAAUGUCUGCAGUGUAAUAUCCAAUGAUUGUAGGAACCUGCUGCUCUCUAUAUUUUAAUUGGAUUUAGUAAUUGUUUAUUUCUUAGAAAAAUUAAUUACUCCAAUUAUAUUAUUAUCUUAUGGGUCUUUUUCAGGAAGACUAUCUAAAGAAUACAUUAUCCUUAAAGUAGCAAAGUUUUGUUGGUAUCCUACUUUUACACCAGACUCAAGUUUUUUUUUUACAAUCUAGUUAACCUCUGCAGCAGCUGAUCUCACAGAGUUUGCCUUUACAAGAUUAAAGGUUAAAGGAUGUAGAUGCCAAUCAAAGAGUGUUGCCAUCCUAAAUACUCUUUUUUUAUCAUACUAGAUCAAGCUGUUGAUUGGUUCAUUAGUUAGAAUUAAAUUGUAUUUGCCCAUUUGUCAGUGAAGGUACUUCCAAACUUUGAAGACUUUCUCCAUCAUUUAUGGUAGUGUGAAGAAUGAAGUUAGUGGUAAUGCAGUGCCAUCUCAUGAGAAAUUGUUUUGUUCAAGCUUUCCCAAUUACCCUAGUCAGGCGCACUCAACUGGUAAUAUGAAGACUGGUUUGUGUCUGCCUAUCUGGUGUAAUGCGAAGGGCAACUAUGACCAGAUUCUCACCUGAGUAAGUGCAGGUUAAAUACUCAUUUGUUUAUAUUUUUAUCCAAUAUGAAUUGAAAAUAUACUUUAUUGAGAAGUGCAGUACAAGUAUUUCUCCAUGGUAUGUUUUUUAAUUGUAAGCAGUGGAAACACUGCACCAUUUAAAUUGAUGUAAAAUGUCAUGUAUGUGUUUAUGAGCAUUCUAAAUAAAAUCUCUGAAGGCCUGGGUUUAUCUCUGUAUUUUUUAUGAUAAAUAUUAUUGUGAUAAAUGAUGGUGCUCUUGUGUAAUACUGUACUGUAGUACAUUUAAUAUCAUAGUUGUGAUAUUUGUAAUAAAAGUGCCUAUCCCUAAAUUUAUAAACAUUAUUGCUGGAUUUUGGGGUAAUGCAGUCAGUGCCUGUAAUGUCCAGUAUAUCAGUAAAUCUACUGUAUAUGGGCACUUUAACUCAGAGCUUGGAUUAAAAUAAAAUUUAAAAUUUUUCCCUGUAUCUGUGCUAGCACUUUAGGUUGACAAAAUAUUUUUUCUUGAUGCUUUAUUUUUCCUUGAAAACCAAAUUCUAGUCCUUGUUUACCUAAUUUUUCCUGCUUGAUCAUGCGGUAUCAAGUUGUGGGCAUCAUUGCAUGUGUUCAUCUUUUGUGUUUGCCACUCAUCUUCAUAUAGUGUUUGGUGUAUUCAGAUCACUGUUUUUUUUUCAUCCUUUGUCUUGUGUAAUGGAGAUGUGUUUUAAAUACCGUAUAUUAAACCUUUAAAUAUUUAGCUUUAUAGUUGGAUUCUUUGAAUAGAAAUAAAAUUGUUAAAGAUAACUUAUUUAUUGAGGUAUGGAGGCAGUCAGUUGCCACGAUGUUUAUGGAUGGUGUUACAAGGGGUACCCUCUUUAGAUUGUUGCAACUGAUAUUUAUGACAGAUCAAUGAAUGUAUCAUAUCGCAUAUAAACUCUAAUAACUCUAAAGCAGCGUUUCGAUAUAGAGAGUUUUAUAUCUCGUAAAUUUUAAUUGUUUGUGGAGUACUGUAAUGUAAUUACAAACCUUGUUAUGCACUUGAAGACUUUAGUAAAGGUUAGUUGAAGUGCAAUAACAACAUUAGUAUGCAAAAUGUAGUUACUUGAAGACCUGCUCUGUGCUAUCAUUGUAGGACAGUACUUCUCAUUCUCAAACCCUUCACCACUUUGUAAUCUAAUAUUUUGACUAGAUACGUAUUAUACCAUGGUGGUGAAGCACAUGGAUGAAAUAUUCUAUACGUGUUUCCUCUGUAUUUGAAUUGUCUUGGAGGGGUCAAGUCUUUCAACUGUUUAUGAAGCUUUAUAAUGGUAUGACACUAUCAUUUCCCAUAAACAUGUUAUUGUCUCAACCUCUUGCUUUCUCCAAACUUGAGCAGAGGUUUGUCAUUGUACAAAGUGUACAAUGAAGCCUAUUGAUCAGAAGGUCUUAUAGGGUAAUUCAUGCUAAUUGUGGUGGUACUGUCUAUUCUGAAGUCAUUGUACUCUUCAUUGUCAGACAUCUGUCCAGUUUAAAAGGAUCUGGAAAUUACCUGGACAGUAGACAAACAUUGUCCAAGGAUCCUCCUCCCCGUGAUUUCUAUUUUGAAGUUAAAGUUUAUUCAUUUGUCACACCUAAGAAUUUCAUGGAUUUUUAUCAUACUGGAGCAUAUCAGAGUUUAAUGAAGUGAUACAGAUAUUUGUACUCUUUCACUUGUUCAUGGUGUCCGUCCGACAACAAAUUUAUACUGUAGGUAAAGAUUGAAACCUAGCUUUAAAAAAAUAAAUAAAUAAAUAAAAUUCUAUGACAUUACACAUAAAUCUCCCCAGCCAUACACAUGUAAGGCAUACCUCAUGUCAAGACCCCUACAGAGGCAACACUCACUUUUAACAGAAUAACCAUGCUUUGUUUUCAAACUUUCUGGUAUCUAUUAAACCCUUUCGCCAGCCACUCGUGUGGUUCAACUCUCACCUGUAGACCAACCGAUGGCGCAAAUUGUGUCAUCCAAAAUGCAUAGAUUUUUCUUUUAUUUUAUUUUUUUUAUUUACCAUUUAUUGGUAAAAUAAUGCAAAUUUUUUCUUUGAAUUUAUUUACUUAUGAAAAUAAACUUUGAUUAAGUGAUAAAACAACAAAAUAGUUGAUUAAUGAUAUGGGAUGGCUGAAAAUGAGUGUGGAAAGAUAAUACCUUAUGUGCCAGUGUGAGCGCUCAGGGUCAUGGGACACUUGUCACUGCCCGGCAAAAGGGUUAAUUUCAUACUAAAUUUACUCUUAAACUCAGUCAACAGAGCAAGUAUAAGGUGACCCUUACAAUAUCAUGUAAAUUAAAUACAGUUGCCCAUCUUGUAUUGAUUCACACAUCCACAAUUGAUUUAUUUUCUUCCCAAGUGGUCUUUAUUUUGUUUUUAAAUCUGACCUGUAAUUACUCUUUGUUCCAUCUUCUACUCAUUCUGAAACAUAUUCUUUCAUUUACUGUAUAGGUAUCCACACUCCUGUCACUCCGAACCUUAAUAUUUCUGUCUUUUAUUUUCUAAACUAAAUACUAAAUCCUUUCCAAUUGCCCCAAUAUUAAACCUAGCCUUCACAUUUCUUCAAUUAUUUUAUAACAGUUUUGACUUGUAUAUUGGUUUAUCAGUCAUGUAAUAAUACAACCCUUUUAUUUAUUUUUUUUUUUUUUGAGUGCUCAUAAUUUUUUUAAAUUCAUGUGUGUGAAAGAUUGUACUACACACCAUUGCACUCUUUAUACGCUGUAGUAACAGGUGAGUGAUACUGACAUUUAUCAGGCUUACACUACUCCCUUUUUUUUAUUCUUCCUAAGCAAGUCAUACACACAACUCACCUUAGAAGAAAUCAAGUUCAUUUAUGGUUCUAAGCACAGCAGUUUAAAAUCUCACCUUGUUAGAAUUGCACCUCCUCUUCCUCCUGCUGCCCUAAACACCUGGGCUGGUAAGACCAACUUGUAAGCAUUGUCACUCUUGUAACUGUUGUCCUCCCAUUCUUAAGUUUUCCAUUGUGUCUUAUAAUUUUGGCUGUGCUCACAUGGCACUUAACUUAAUAAUAAGUAUGUGGGCAUAAAAGUCUCAUUAAUUAUUUUUGUAUUUUUCUGUGUUAUCAGUUUAUGGUAUUAUAUAAUUGUAAUAUAAUAUCAUAUUUUAGUAGUACCUUUGUUUGCUUUUUAUUAAUUUGCAACUGUAUCUUUUAUUAUUACAGUAUUUCCAUAAGGAAUGAAUAGUAGGGUAAUUCUUUAUUUGCUUAAAUUGUAAUUGGAAGAUGAAUGUGUCAAAGUGCAUUGUCUUAUUUAUUUACUUAUUUAUUAUAUGUUCAAUGCAGGAGUCCCCUGCAUUACUGAUAACGUCACAGCCAAAGAAGCAAAACUUCUCCCUAAUACAUUAUCAAUAUUCAUAAAUAGAUAGGUCCCUCUAAUCAUGUCAUGUGUUAUGGUUGCUAACCCUUGAAUGUGAUAAUUUAAUCCUGAGUACAAUAUUGUUGCACUCAAGGGAAUAGGUCAUCAAAUUCAAAGGGUUUUAACAUCAUUUAUAAAGGAUUAUGCUAUCUGAAUCAUUGAGGUAAUUUAUUUUGUUCAGGGGGCUGGCAUUAGACUCAAGGAAUUAACUUGCCACACUGCCCUCCAUACAAGCAAUUGAAUAAAAUACAGAUAUCCAUUUUCAAUGUCCGUUCUGUCAAUAUCCAUCAGUCGUAGUAAUUAAUUUUGUGUCCGUCCAUCUGUAAUAAGAGUCACUCUUGCUGGUCCAUCACAAGUAUUGAGAGAUGGAUGUAGAAAUGUAAAAAGAAAGGAGGUUUUAAUAAUGGUGGUGCAAGAGUUUUACAAAAUGAUGAAAAUCAUAUUGAUAACAGCAGGGAGUUAGGAACAGUGCACGUCUAUCUUGUUUUAUAGUAUUCUGUUUAUUGAUUAUUACAACAUACAUUACCCAGUUUAGAGUGUGCAAACUUGGCUUUUAUAUGUUAAAUAUUACUUUUUCUUUACUUAUAUCCUUUUCGCCACUGAUCGGCUCAGUAGUCGCUUGGGCGGUCGGUCACAUCUCUGUUACGCACUGUUGGCAAGUACUGGGCAUGCACUGGCUCCUGAAUGUAUUUGAACCAACCAACACUGAUCAAGUCUGGCAGGUUGUUCCAAGAGUUCAUAUUCUCACUCUGAAAAAGUUUACCCUCACAGUUUCUGGGCUUGUGGCUUCUUCAACCUUGAGCUGUGACGCCUUGUGGGGCAGGCGUCCGCCAGGUCCAAGGUAUGAACACUCAACUGAGCAGUGCCCUUUGAGAUGUUUACACACCUCAAUUAGGUCACCCCUUACCUGUCUGUAGUAUAAGCUAGGCAGUUGCAGGUGCUCUAAUCUCUAUGGAUAGCUGAGGUGCCAAAAGUAAGAAAAUUGGGUAAUUUUAAUUAAUUACCCAUUUUUCAACUCGGGUUGUAGAGCAACACAUUUUACUCAUUUUUCGAGAUUAUGGAUUGCGGCUUUAAGUUUAAUUUGGUUAUGAUAAAUUCAGUGAGAAAUAAUGAUAUAUUAGGUCCUUGGAGUUGCUACAGGAAUAAUGAUUUAAAUUUGAUCAUCUAGCUGCAUAUGUAUUUACAUAAAAGGUUAUUACUCCACUAAAAAAUUUUGCUGCAAUUUGAACUAAAAUGGAGUGGUCAUGGCUCAGGUAUUUGAAAGUAAAAUUUGUAUUAAAAAUGACUAUAACACCAGCCUCUAGGAAGGGAAAGCUAGAGGGUGCCCCUCAAAUACCAUGACAAGCCUUUAUCAUGAAAAUAGAGACAUGCUGUACUGUAUAUAUGUUUGGUGGAAUUUCUAUACUGUACUUAUUAAGUCCUUUAUAAAUUUAAUUUGUAAUCCAAAAUUUCCUAACUAUAGCUCCAACUUUCAUGUCACUUUAAUAGGAAAGAGACAUAUGUAUGAAGAAAGGUGGUGGCAAAAACUGGAGUGUUCAUGUAGGUGCUACAUACAAUACUCAUACAAGAGACAAAAAGUCAUAGUGGAUCUUUUGCCAGAAGACCAAUUAUGGAAACUGCUGGUUCAAGUUGUUCAUUCAUAAAUACUGUAAAUGCUGGCAAAACCACUGUUCCUUUUGAAUUAUUAAGUAUCCAUGCCCAAGUACAGUAAUGAUAUUAAGGAAAAGUUUUUGAGUUGUAAGAUGACUUCAAACAACUCUUCCUAUGUAAGGUGCUUAGGAAUGCCUUUAUUUUUCCUAAACUUGAAAUUGUUAGUUUUUGAUAGAAGGAGUAAGUAGUGGCACCAAUUGUGCUCCUCAUAAGGAUAAAAAUCUGUAUUUUACUCUUACGUGAAAUUACCAAAAAUAUUGACUUACAAAAUCAAAUGGAAAAUCAUAAUUUUUUGUGGUAUUUUUUUUUUUUUUUUUUUAACUGUUGUGUUUACAGUUUGAGGUGCUGAUUCACCAUGGGUUCAGGUUCUGUAAUGUUUGUCAAUUUUCUUCCUCCGGGGAUAAGGUAAUACACCUAGUUAUGGUAAAGUCUUGGUAUAAAAUCAAUGCCAUUUUUAGAUGUUAAUUUUAUGCUGUAGGUGGGAGAACUCACGUAAAUUCUUUCUUACAUCUCCAAUAAUGAGGAAAAAACAGCAUACAGUCCUGACCUUUGAGAAUCUGGGCCAUAGUAUCCUUACAAAUUGCUGAGAGUGUUUUAUUUUAGCCUUAAAGCAAUUUAAACUCACAAAUGUUUGAUUAUCUGUCUUUUGAAUGGAUGCCAUUCUGCCUUGGCAGGAAAUUGUAUGAUAAAGCUAUUCUAAUUCAUUAUUCAUUGUUAAUGUACAGAUAAACUAGGCAUGUGUGCCUCAUUGUAAAUGCAGUCAUGGAUGAAAGGGUAUUUGUUUUUAUUUAAUUUCACUUCAGUUAUGUAAGAUAGUGAAAAUCUAUACUGUACUGUAUUUCAAACACAUUUACGUUACAUGAAAAAAGUUUUAUAAAAACUUAAACUCAGAGCCAGAAUAUAUUUUGAGGAUUAGCUUAUGUGAUCUUUUUUUCUCUUUAUUGUAUUUUUGUAUAGAAAAAAUCGGUGAUUGUAUUUACUGUAAAAAAGAGAAUGUAAGAUAAUUGGAAUUGUUCUGUAUAGAUUAUUUUCAUAGAUCAAGUUUAUUAAACCCUAGCUUGUUGAUAUUGAAUGUUAAAGAUUGUUCUCCACCAUUGUUUUGUAAAACGAGUUAGUUAUUUUCCUUAAUAGAUCUUAUUUAAUGCCAAGGUAAAAAUUCUUGAAUAGGAUUUUUCUUAAAAUUAUAUGAAUAUUGAUCAGACACCACUAUGAGUUAAUGUUAGAAUUUUAUUGUGAAGAAUAAUGUAAAUGUCUCUUAAGGUGUCCAAAUGUUACGAAAUACUGCUAUAAGUAUGUGAUUUAUAAUAAUUUAAUCAGGUGACAUAGUAUACAGUAAUGUUUUAACAACUAGUUUGUGUGUGCUGAGAAAUUAAUUCAGUAAAAGGUUCACUAACAUUCUUCUUGUUCACGUAAAAUCAAAAAAUUCUACAAAGAACGGUGUGAUUAUACAUGUUGAAGAACUGAUUAUCAGUCUUUAUGGUGUUAACUGUUAACUUUGUGCCUUGGAAAAUAGCUGUAGAUUUAAGUAAUGCCUGUUUGAGGGUGAUAGUUUGUAUUAUUGUCUACACCUUUUGCAGAGAAUUUUUUAUGGCCAACCACAAUAAAGCUUGCCAUUAUGUAAGGGAACCCCAAAGAGAGGUUAUUUACAUAUGUUCCACAUGGGUUUGUGUACAUCAAACUGUUUUUCAAGGACACAGAUGCUACUCGAGUAGUUUUGUAAUCUUGUUGGGAGAAUCCUGUUGGAUCUUCCUUUAAGGUUUGUGCUUUCAUACUCACAGCAAUGUUUAACAUUUGUCAACAUAGAACCUGGCUUGCCAGUUAAGUAUUUGCGUGUGACAAAGCACUGAUGAAUGUUGCCCAUUUUGUUCCCCUCUCUCUAUAGCUAAUAGUCAUAAGAUCUCAGUAUAAUCAUCUAAAAGAAUGCAGAAGUUUGAUUUUUUAUAUACCUUCAGAAUCACACAGGUACACUGUUCAUAUAAGCCACCAUAUAGUCAGGCAGGCUUGUAAGUAUGUAUAUAAUUAAACUACUGUGAUGAA
Molecule: messenger RNA, 8917 nt
Organism: Homarus americanus (American lobster)
Lineage: Eukaryota; Metazoa; Arthropoda; Malacostraca; Decapoda; Nephropidae
Product: 3'-5' ssDNA/RNA exonuclease TatD-like
Exons: 7
Coding region: 292-1230 (312 amino acids)
Cellular component (GO): cytosol
Molecular function (GO): single-stranded DNA 3'-5' DNA exonuclease activity
Source: RefSeq, a predicted model, not a curated record